AAGCUGUCAUUUGCUCUCGUUUCGUCCAAGCGGUAGUUUCCCGACAAAACCGGUAGGAAUUACAUGACAAAUGUGACCCGUUUCACAGAAAGUCACAAUGGGAAUUACACUGAGACGCUUUCUUGGUGUUAAACCGUCGAAAGCGCUCCCGUUGUUGCCUUUUCUGGUGACAUUCGUGCUCGUCGGGAGCCAAGGCGAGAGCAAUGCGAUGGACAACGUCGCAACUGAGAGGAUGGCUGAGGAGAGCCAUCGCCAGGACAGUGCCAAUCUUCUCAUAUUCAUAAUGCUCUUAACCCUCACCAUUUUAACGAUAUGGCUGUUCAAACACCGGCGAUUUAGGUUCCUGCACGAAACAGGACUCGCCAUGAUAUAUGGCCUGUUGGUGGGUGUGAUCCUGCGGUUCGGUGUCCACGUGCCCCAGAGCAUGAGCGACGUGAUCCUCAGCUGUGCUGUCAACGCCAGUCCUGCCACUCUGUUGGUCAACGUCAGCGGCCGAUUCUACGAGUACACUCUGAAGGGGGAAGUCAGCCGGAGCAAAGGUCACCAAGUGCAGGACGAUGAGAUGCUGAGAAAGGUGACCUUUGACCCAGAAGUGUUUUUCAACAUUUUACUGCCUCCCAUCAUCUUCCACGCCGGUUACAGUCUGAAAAGGAGACAUUUUUUCAGAAACAUCGGCUCCAUCCUGGCCUAUGCUUUCAUGGGAACAGUUAUAUCGUGCUUUGUUAUCGGGUUGAUCAUGUAUGGCUUUGUGUCCUUCAUGAAAGUUGUGGGUCAGCUAGGGGGAGAUUUUUACUUUACUGACUGCCUCUUCUUCGGGGCCAUAGUUUCGGCAACAGACCCAGUGACAGUGCUGGCUAUCUUCAAUGAGCUCAAGGUAGAUGUGGACCUGUAUGCUUUACUCUUCGGGGAGAGUGUCCUCAAUGAUGCUGUGGCCAUUGUUCUCUCUUCCUCUAUUGUUGCGUACCAGCCUGCAGGAGACAACAGCCACAGCUUUGAGGCCAUGGCCAUGUUGAAAUCUUUCGGCAUCUUUCUGGGCGUCUUCAGUGGAUCCUUUGCUCUUGGAGUGGCCACUGGAGUCAUGACCGCUUUCGUGACCAAGUUCACUAAGUUGAGAGACUUCCCGUUGCUGGAGACAGCUCUCUUUUUCCUCAUGUCCUGGAGCACUUUCCUGUUGGCCGAGGCCUGCGGGUUCACAGGUGUAGUAGCUGUGCUGUUCUGUGGGAUCACUCAGGCUCACUACACCUACAACAAUCUCUCCCCUGAAUCUCAGGACAGGACCAAACAGUUGUUUGAGCUUCUGAACUUCCUGGCAGAGAACUUCAUCUUCUCCUAUAUGGGUCUGACUCUCUUCUCCUUCCAGUCACAUGUUUUCAACCCUUUGUUCAUCAUUGGAGCCUUUGUGGCAGUGUUUCUGGGCAGAGCAGCAAACAUCUACCCUUUGUCCUUCCUGCUCAACUUGGGCCGCAAGAACAAAAUUGGGUCUAACUUUCAGCACGUCAUGAUGUUUGCAGGUCUGCGUGGGGCAAUGACCUUUGCUCUUUCUAUCCGAGACACAGCGACGUACGCUCGUCAGAUGAUGUUUUCAACCACCCUCCUAAUUGUCUUCUUCACUGUCUGGAUCUGUGGCGGGGGCACCAUGCCCAUGCUGUCCUUCAUGAGCAUACCAGUGGGUGUGGACUCUGAUCAAGAAAACUCUAGUUCGGCGGGGUUGGAUGGGUCACUGCGGAGGAACACCAAACACGAGAGCGCCUGGCCCUUCAGGAUCUGGUAUAACUUUGACCACAACUACCUGAAACCCCUCCUGACCCACAGCGGUCCGCCUCUCACUGCUACUCUGCCUGCUUGUUGUGGACCGCUAGCACGAUGCCUCACCAGCCCACAAGCCUAUGAGAAUGAAGGUCAGCUCCAUGACGAUGACUCUGACUUCAUCCUGAACGAUGCCAGCGUGAGCUCCAUGUAUGCCGACGUCACCGUCAGCACAGACGCAUCCGGAUCCCGCACCAUCAACCGCAAGCGCUCCUCCACCACCAGCACCGCGGGUGGCCCGUCUGAUGAAGGUCUGGAUCGAGAGCUCGCCCUGGCGGAACAUGAAGUGGCAAUCAGGGGCACCCGUCUGGUACUGCCGAUGGAUGACCCAGUGGAGCCCCCGACCACGGUCACCCUGCCCCCGCCACCCUCCCCGCCACGCUCCGACCCUCGCAGGCACAGACUGUAAGAAGGCUUGCGCUGUCAGGAUUCAGUUUGUUUCAGAAAUCUCAAAUCAUCUAAGCUGAUUUCACAAAGAAACAAUCUGUUAGUUGAUUUGUUUGGAUUUGUGAUUGAAAUGUCAAACUGUUUUUGUCCCACGUUGACGCGGUUACCUCUCUUGUCUAAGGUUUUCAAAAUAGUCUGAGUUUUGUGACAAACUUGAGGUGUGCUUGAUUUAACUCACCAUUUAGGUGGAUUACUUUAAUCUUGAAUGUGAAUGCACUAUAUGUAAGGCAAGGUACUGUAAAUCAAGUGCACCUCAAGUGUAGUGGUUACUUAAAUAUCAUGCCAGAUGCACGUUUAGCUAACAUUUAAGGAGGCGGUAGAUUUUGCUCCCAAGUUUGUACUAGUACGGCAAUAUGCCAGUGCUUUUGUCUGUUCUCUCUAAAACCCCCAAACACACUCUGACUGUGCGCAGCGAUCCCUUAAACAGUUUUAUAUGCAGUUAAGACUUUUCUCUGUGGUGAGGUUGCUCCUGACAAAAGGUCCUGUAUCUGUCUAGCUUCCGUCAAGUAUUUGUAUGAUGACCUACAGUAUCUUAACAAAUUUAGGGCAGUUCAAAGCUAACCUGAAACUUUGCGCUGUUACCACUUAUUAACACUUAUUACGGAGCAUUUACACUACAGUUACAUUACUAAUCUCAAUAGUGUAUCCACAGACGGGUUGACCUGACCUCGAGUUAUCUUUCCCUGCAUUCCGUGUGCUUGCCUCCUGCUCAAUGGAGAAGGUUUAAAGAGGUGAAACGAGGGAUUUUAAUUGGCUGAAGAGGAAGCCAGUAGGAAAGGAUAUUGUCAUCUGUGAUGGGAACAGUAAUGGGUUUUUAAUUUUAAAAGACAACAAAUAUUUUCUACAACAAGAUUGUAGGUAAAUUAGAGCCACAGCGGUUAGCCGAUUAAUUGAUUAGUUGUUUGAUGGAAACUUAAUUGGCAACUAUUUUAACACUGCAGUCAUUCUAUCAGUUAUCUCUUAUGUUAUCAUCAUUUUUCAGCUGUUUUGAGUUGAGGAUUUGCCACUUUUCUUUAAGACAGUAAAUUGAAUGUCUCUUUGGUUUUGGACAAAACACACUGAAGACAUUACCUGGGCUUAGAGAAAUUUGAAAUGGCAUUUUCACAAUUUUUUUUUUCUUUUACAGCACCGUAUUCUC
Molecule: messenger RNA, 3391 nt
Organism: Xiphias gladius (swordfish)
Lineage: Eukaryota; Metazoa; Chordata; Actinopteri; Istiophoriformes; Xiphiidae
Product: sodium/hydrogen exchanger 6-like
Exons: 16
Coding region: 98-2215 (705 amino acids)
Biological process (GO): proton transmembrane transport; sodium ion transport; regulation of pH
Cellular component (GO): membrane; recycling endosome
Molecular function (GO): sodium:proton antiporter activity
Source: RefSeq, a predicted model, not a curated record